AGCGACCACACUGAGGACUUUAGGGCUCAACCAGCUUCAGCACAUGGGAAGCUUCACACAUGAAGCCUCUGUGGUGAGAUACUGGGUAUUGCUGCCAUUUAUUUGCCUACAAUGACCAGUCUCAUUGACAUCCUGCAGUUCUUAACUUGAUUCUGGAGGACUGGUGGAGUAUGAAAGAGAGCAAAUUGCUGUUUAAAUACUUGCUGACACAGCACUGACAGCCAAACAACCUGGGAACUGGUGACUGGUUAGAGGAGGUGAAUACGUAAGUAAAAAUAUGCAGGAACUUUAAUGUCAUAAGACUAAGUUUUGGAACUUUUUGAAAAACAUUUGUACAGACUGUGUUUAAAUAAGUGUUUAUUUGGGUUCACUGCUUCAUAGUCCUAUUAUUCGUAUGGGUAAUGAAUUGUCUUUUGGCCUGAAAGUCCCCUCUGAUUGGAUGACCUAGGUCUGCCACAAAAUAUCUUUGCCACCCAUCUGUUCUUUUUAAAUAGGUCAAAAGCAUCCCUGGCAAACAAGAAAUACAAUUUAUAUAUGUUUGCUAUGUUCAGAUUUGAAUACCUGAUAUUUAAUUUGACAAAAUCUUAAAGUGCCUUCCCCAUGUUUUCAUUCUCAAUGAAUUGACCUCAUGUGAAGAUUACGUGUUUUACAGAUUGCUUUAUGUAAGCCUUCAUAGAAUUCAAGCAAAAACAGUCCACCGUAGGAUUGAGGCCAUCAAGGUUGAGAAUCACCAGGUAAUGAGAUUAAAAAGACACAGAGUUGAACGUCCUCUAGCUUCAGCUCCACUGCUGCCGCCUCGCUCAACUUUCCACUCUGUGAAUGAAGAAGGUGGAGCUGUUUAAAAAUGUCUGAAUGGAAUGUGCCGUGAACCUGCACCUCAGUCAGUGAGUGUGUACUGGGAUUUCUAGCACUCCAAAUGUAUGAGUUCCUAGAGAUAUACCCUGCCUCAGGAACAGCAGCAUCAACACUAUGUUGUAAAAACAAACAUAACAGUACAAUUGAACACAACCUGAGGUAAAUUAAGGGGCUUUUGGGGCUGUAUUUUCAAUAAUGUGCAGUGAUUUUGUUUUUUCGUUUGAUAUUUUGAACAGAAACAGACAUGGGAUGUGGCGUCACAAAGUCCAACCAGUUCCAUAAACAAUCUAAGAAAGCCGUGACAACUCUAAGAGCCGCUGUCCUGAUUCAGAGAUGGUACCGUCAGUACGUAGCACGAACAGAAAUGAGACGCAGAUACACCUGGAACAUCUUCCAGUCCAUCGAAUACUCUGGAGAACAGGCUCAGAUAAAGCUUUAUAACUUCCUCGGCUAUCUCAUGGACAAUUUCACCCCAUCAAGCAACGAGCGAAAUUUAAUCUCGCACAUCUUCAGAGAGAAUGAGGUUUGCCGCGAUGCGGAGUGGGAGAGGUACUUCUGCUUUGAGAACAUCGAGGUGCCAGAGAUUUACUCAGGACCUCAUCUCACAUUCCCACUCACGAUGGAGCAGGCAGUUGGGCUGGUGGAGGCCUUCAGGAACAAGAAACAGCUGCACUCACGCUACGUCCUCCAGCUGCUGCUGGAGACAUGGAAACUGCUCCGGAUGUUGCCAAACAUCAACCGCAUCUCAACCUGCCACAGUAAAGAAAUCACUAUUUGUGGUGAUUUGCACGGCCAACUGGAAGACCUGCUGUUGGUUUUCUACAAGAAUGGCAUGCCGUCCUUGGACAAGCCCUAUGUGUUUAAUGGAGACUUUGUAGACCGAGGCAAAGACUCCAUUGAGAUCAUCCUCAUCCUGUUUGCGUUCCUGCUUCUCUAUCCGAGGGACGUCUACCUCAACCGAGGAAACCACGAGGACCACAUAGUCAACCUGAGAUACGGCUUCACAAAGGAGGUGUUGACUAAAUACAAGCUGCACGGCAAACGGAUCCUGAAGCUGUUGCAGAAGAUUUUCAGCUGGUUGCCAUUAGCGACAGUGAUUGACCAAAAAGUGCUGGUGCUCCAUGGAGGGAUCUCCGACUCCACUGACCUUAGUGUCAUUGCCAGAGUGGACAGACACAAAUAUGUUUCAGCACUGAGGCCUCCAAAGAGGAGACAUAUGAGCUCCACGAGGACGUCAAUCGACUCGGACAUGGACGAAGAAGUCUGGUCCGCCAACAGGUUCCUCCUUCGCAGAGGCUCCCUUGUAUAUCCCAAACCUCUGGGAGCCCGCAGCAGCUUCCACAACUGCUCGCUGCAGGAUUUCUCUGACCGGAUCAAAGUGAACAUGGAGGAUGGACAAGACGUUCACAGGAGGAGACCGUCCACUUUCAUCUGUGGGAUCAACAGCUCAGAACAACAGGAGGCCGUGUCUGUGUUGUCUGAGUCCGUCAGCAGUGACACUGCCAACGAAGAAUGGAAACAGAUCCUGGAUUUGCUGUGGAGUGACCCGAUGACCCCGGAAGGCUGCAUACCCAAUGAAGUGCGAGGUGGAGGCUGCUACUGGGGCCCUGACGUCACCGAGGACUUUCUGAACAGACACAAUCUGCAGCUCAUCAUCCGCUCGCACGAGUGCAAACAAGAAGGAUACGAGUUUUGCCACAACCGCAAGGUCCUCACUCUGUUCUCUGCCUCCAAUUACUACGAUGUGGGGAGCAACAGGGGCGCCUACGUCAAACUGGGUCCAGACCUUUUGCCUUAUAUGAUUCAGUACCAGGCCAGCAGCAUGACCCGAGAACUCAGUGUUGGACAAAGUGUUGGACGAACUGAGCGCUCGGCCCUCAAAGUCCUGCGGGAACAGUUGUUUGCGCACAAGUCUGACCUCAUCUGUACCUUUAAAAAGUACGACAGCGGCGGCACAGGUUUUGUGUCUCUUACUGACUGGGCCUCUGCAGUGGAGAGUGUGAUGCACCUCAAUCUGCCGUGGAGGAUGCUGCGCUGUCAGCUGGUCACCUGCAAGACCAGCAACGGCAUGAUAGACUACCACGACUGGUUCAACGAGCUCGCCAUCAAAGGACCAAACACGGAUCACAUUGACCAGAGUCUGCUGGAGACGCUGUAUCGCCACCGCUCCACCUUGGAGACCAUCUUCAGGAUUGUAGACACUGACAACUCGGGCUUCAUCACCAUUGAGGACUUCCGGCAGACUUGGAAGCUGCUGAGCGUCUACUUAAAGAUGGCAAUCACGGAUGAAGCCAUCUCUGACCUGGCCGUCACCAUUGACAGCAACCAUGACGGCAGCAUUGACAUUGACGAGUUCAUGGAGGCCUUUCGCCUCACGGACAAGAAGAGCCGGUUGGAGCGAGGGCGCAGCAUGUUUAUGGGCACAGCCACCGACCUCACCAAGUUGGAUGAGGACCCCACGGUUUGAGUUCCAGUGAGUGGGAGCAAAGACCGACAGAAGAGAGUGUGACUCCUCGCCAGCGAGGCGGCAGAUGGGAGGGCGGGGAGACGCAAGCCAACGCAGGCUGCUUUACUGACGCACAUUGAGAAGUAGGAUGCUCCUGAGCAACAGCUGUGUGGAAGGCAUGGGAUCAGGAUGAGGAUGUUAAGGAGCAUAUGCUCAUUUCAUUUUCUGAGGGAAGUGUGGGUCAAACCACGAGCACUUAGCUUCUGUGGUUACGUUGUAAUAGUUUAUGAACAGUAACCAAAAGGGCUUCAUACUUAGACUACGUCAUUAUCACAAUAACAAGGCAGUGACCGCUGUUA
Messenger RNA from Solea senegalensis (Senegalese sole), 3660 nucleotides. RefSeq names its product protein phosphatase with EF-hand domain 2a (gene ppef2a). Lineage: Eukaryota; Metazoa; Chordata; Actinopteri; Pleuronectiformes; Soleidae. The record is from RefSeq and is a predicted model, not a curated record. Gene Ontology annotation, cellular component: cytosol; nucleus. Bases 1100 to 3322 code for a protein of 740 amino acids. Gene Ontology annotation, molecular function: iron ion binding; manganese ion binding; Hsp90 protein binding. The transcript has 17 exons. Gene Ontology annotation, biological process: detection of stimulus involved in sensory perception; negative regulation of MAPK cascade.